Penicillium cataractarum is the source of this 1788-nucleotide messenger RNA. RefSeq lists its product as uncharacterized. NCBI's taxonomy places the organism in Eukaryota, Fungi, Ascomycota, Eurotiomycetes, Eurotiales, Aspergillaceae. The record is from RefSeq and is a predicted model, not a curated record. The coding region runs from base 1 to 1788 and encodes 595 amino acids. The transcript has 4 exons.
AUGUCAACUCUAGUUGACCCUGCUCAAUCUCGCCAUCCGUCCGGCAUGGAGCCACUCCCGAGAGCAGAUUCGAUCAACCCAUUCUCGCUGGGCACCGGAUCCCUCGACGAGGAGGAGGGCCACGAGAUUCCCGUGCAUAGCCUCAAGGCCAAGUUCUUCUUCGACCGGCCUGCCGAAGACCUGAUUCCAGCUCGCUAUCUGCAGAUGGCCCAGGAUACGCAGAAAGUAUCAGCUGACGUUUCUUCCAUCAAAGCACUCGUUCAUGACAAGCCCUGGAUCUUCCGCAAUCCCGUACAAGACUUCCGCCGUGUCAACCUCAAGGCCUGGUGCAAGACUGAUACCCGAUAUCGAGGCGUUUUCAGGACCCUCCGUCGUGUUCCAAAAAUCGAGACGGGCUUGUGGGAUGGAGGUACUGAGGACUGCCAGGACGAGUUGGCUGAACACGACAGCCGUGCCCAGGCUCAGGUGGUCUACGCCCUGUUGAGUGAAAUUGACAGUAUGAUGGAUCUGAAGAAACUGAUGGCGGAUGGGCAAAGGGUUUUCUUCUUGAAGGUCCGGUUGUUGGUCUACCAGAUGGAAUAUUGGACAGGAUACCGUGAGAAGCACAAAGAUGGACCGGGGACAGAUGCAAUCAUCGCUCUCGAGUUCGACCCUGAACGUGACACCGUGAUACCAAUCCUGCCCAUCGCGGCCACAAAUUACCAAGAGCCUAUGGAAGAUGCCCUCGCCGACAGGUUUAAGCUGAUCCUUUCGCAACUCCUCCAACAUGUCAGACCACUCCCCGUCCCAGGCGACAAGAUCCCGGAUCAAGAGACCUUCCUAAUCGGUCAACAUGGCUCAAAACUUCAUAUCAUGCGCGCCUUUUUCCCAGGACACAAACUUUCGAGUCUCUGGUGCCGCCGCGAACUACCCUACACAGCACGCCUGAUCCCUCCCAUGCCCCCUGCAAGCCCGCCAAGCUCAUCUUUAUCCCUACCAGAUGGAACGGCCGCACACAUUGAGAACCGCGACGAGAACGAGGCCUCGCACGUCGGGACAGCCAGCACUACCGAUGCCACUCGCAGUCGCAGUAACAGCAACCGAUCCUACGCAGCCGAGAACAUCGAGCGCGUCCAGCAGCACAUCGAAUCCACCAGGCUCAGCAUGCUGGAUAAUGAGCUCGACACCCGGACAUUCCGGGUCCUCUGUACACGCGAGUACGACCUCUGGGUUGAAAAAGACUUUUCUGAAGCCGUGAACGCCCUCGUUGCGCUGCAGCUGUAUCUACUCAGCGGCACCGCGCGCUGUGGACCCCUACAAGCCGUCUUCAACAAGCCCCCGUUCCCACCAGAUGAUUCCGGAUCUGGCUAUGCGGACGAGGAGAAUGAGUUCGACGAAGAGGAAGACGGAUUUAAUCUCGAAACCGAUGACGUUGAGACCCUGCGCGCUAAACUCGUGCACCAGCUAGAUGCUCUUCGAAGUGCAUGGCGGGAACGGAAUGCCGAGUUGGCGCAGGAGGAGGAGGAAUCUCGACGUGAGGAGAUGGAUAGUCGACGCGAGGACUAUGGAAUGAUGGGUCAUUCGGUGGUGGUACAAGAGCUGAGGGCUCUGCGCAUGAGUGCUGUGCGGGAGUUGAGGCGGUCGUGGUGGGAUUUUGUUUGGGAGGAUUUGGAUGGGGAGCGGUUGGAGAUGAUUGAAGGGCUGGAGGUUUCUGACGAUGAAGAUGAGGAGUGUGAGGGAGAAAGUGCUGAAAAGGGGGACGAGGAAGAUGUUUCUAGGUCGGAGAUGGACCUGUGCAUUCGAGAUUGA